This is a messenger RNA of Pleuronectes platessa (European plaice), 1698 nucleotides long. It is a transcript of the gene cav4b, whose product is annotated as caveolin 4b. The coding region runs from base 710 to 1315 and encodes 201 amino acids. Gene Ontology annotation, molecular function: molecular adaptor activity. The transcript has 3 exons. Gene Ontology annotation, cellular component: caveola. The record is from RefSeq and is a predicted model, not a curated record. Lineage: Eukaryota; Metazoa; Chordata; Actinopteri; Pleuronectiformes; Pleuronectidae. Gene Ontology annotation, biological process: caveola assembly.
UCAGUGAUACAGGAUUAAGAUAGCACUUUGACGAAGGUAAGUCACACAUGAUGAUCAUUUCUGCCUAGGAUCACCCGUGCAUGAUUCUGCCGCCAUGAUUUCUUAACAUGCAUGUGGAUUGUACCCUGCAGCACCUGUCUCAUACAAAAUAUAAAUCUGAUAUACAAGUUGUUUAAAGGAUUUUAAAUAAAAUGUUGAGAGUUUCAUUCAACUGCCAUUUUACUUCUAACUCCAAGGCAGGAUGCAUCCAUCAUAUGUGUUUGAAUUGUUAUAGUUUUUUAUUUAUUCAUGGGAAAGUCCCCACUCUGAUUCAGCAAAUCUUAUAUAUUAUUUAACAGCUCUAUUCCCUAUAGAAGAAAAACACACAUAAUAACCAUGACAGAACGUCUACACUUUCUAUGUUUCAUUUUUGACUUGAUAUUCUAAAAUUAUCAGUUGCUAUUUACAGAUUUUGGUAUGGCUUCUUUUUUAGGGCUAAAGAACAGGUGGUAGAGCCAGUGCUCAGCUAGCUGUUACACUCCACACGCCUCCAGUCUGCACAUGUGCGUGUGUGUGUGUGUGUGUGUGUGUGUGUGUGUGUGUGUCCGUGCAUGCAUUGGUGUUACAGUCUGCAACUGACAAAGUAAAAGCAAGAUCAGGGGAGGCAGUUUAUUUGACUGCCUAUGUCCAUGUCUAUCUUCAUGCAUGUUCUUCUUCCUGCACACUGAGGAUGAUGAUGGUGAGCGACGACUGUCUGGUGGAGUGUAAGAUCGAUGAUGACAGUGAUGAAGAUGAUGGAGGAGAAGAACAGAUGAGCACCCCUCCUCCUCCGCCAGAGUUUGCAUCCAAAGCCCCGACUCCGGCGCCCAGGCCUCCGACCCCUCCGGCGGCCCCUGUUACACCCACACCCACCCGUCCUGUCAGCAGGGACCCUUAUGGCAUCAACAAGCACCUACAGGUGGAGGUCAGUGAUGUUCUGGCAGAGCCUGCUACUCCCCGAAGCAUAGACCAGGUGUGGUUUUACAGCGUCACCGGCUUUGAGAAGGCUCGCACCUGGACCUACUGCUGCCUCACAUUGUUGCUCGCCGUGCCCUUCGCUUUCCUCUGUGGCGUCUUCCUGGCCCUUCUGGCUUGUCUACACGUCUGGUUUGUGGUGCCUUGCAUACAGCUGAGCAACACCUUCCUGCCGUGCCUGCGGUCCUUGUGCAUAUGUUCUGUGAAUGUUUUCAUCUCCCCCUUGUGUAAGUCUCUCGCCCUCUGCUGCAGUCAAAUUGCCAUUUCACUGUCAAACAAAGACUCGCAUCAAAUGGGGGACAGAGAGGCUGCACCAGUGUAAGACGUUGCUAGUAGGUGAUAAGUGAGGGUUCACAGCAUCAUUGUGUAUAGGACUUGAUUUCCAGAAGUCAUAACUCGUCUUGGAUGUGAGCACUGAUGACUCAGACUUGGACUCAGGCAUUGAGUGCAUUCACACUCUGGAGAGGUCCCUGACAUUUUUUUUUUUUAAUAACAUUAUAAAAGCCCCACUAUAAAACCUUUUUUACGAUAAACUAGCAGCUUCACCCUGAACACCUGACUUGCAAUGACCUCUGGACAUUCUGCAGAGGGGCUGUAUGUGAGAAUGCAAAUGUCUGGUUGAGAGUCUCCAGACUUUGACUUUCUCCUUCCAGCCCCCAAGAAAAAACUCAGCAGGUUGUCCAGAGGAGCCCAUGGGAGAGCUGA